AAUGGUUUACAAUAUGAAGAUAUCGUUGUUGGUACUGGUGUUUCACCAAAAGCCGGUAAAAAGGUUGGUGUCAAAUAUAUUGGUAAACUUACCAAUGGUAAAACUUUUGAUUCAUCACUUAGAUCUCCAUUCGAUUUCCGUAUUGGUGUUAGAGAAGUUAUCUCUGGUUGGGAUAUUGGUGUCAUGGGUAUGAAAGUUGGUGGUAAGAGACGUUUAAUCAUUCCAUCAAACUUAGCAUACGGUGGUCAAUCAUUACCAGGUAUUCCAGCUAACUCAACCUUAAUUUUCGAUGUUGAACUUAUC
This is a messenger RNA of Dictyostelium purpureum, 303 nucleotides long. RefSeq lists its product as uncharacterized. Gene Ontology annotation, molecular function: macrolide binding; peptidyl-prolyl cis-trans isomerase activity. The transcript has a single exon. The record is from RefSeq and is a predicted model, not a curated record. Gene Ontology annotation, cellular component: nucleolus; chromatin. Lineage: Eukaryota; Evosea; Eumycetozoa; Dictyosteliales; Dictyosteliaceae. The annotation marks the transcript as partial.